AUGGCAUCCAGAUCAACAGGAAAGCGCCUCCCAAUAAGCUGCCAGGCCUGUCGAACACGAAAGAUCCGCUGCUCACGGGAUGGCCGGCCAUGCCAGACCUGUGUACGACGCGGUCUCGGCGCAGAAGACUGUAUCUACCUCGGCCAGCCGCGUCUUUCAGCUGAACAGUCUUCGCCCGACAGCGCUAUGCAGACGGAAUUAUUAGCCCGCAUUCGAAACUUGGAAGCCUUGCUCCAGAAACAGAUGACCUCCCAGGCUGGAACACCUACCGGUGGCACGGUGUCGCCACUCGGUGGGACCAGUGCAGCUGGUAGUCUCUCCGAGUCUGAUGUUGGACCUGGUUUUGAGUGGGAUCCUUCAAACUCUAUGAUGAAUAAUGUUGGCUCACUGCAUACUUCAUCCUCCGGUCAUGUCCGUUAUGUGCCACUUGCGUCGCAAUGGGAGAGUUUAGUGGCAAAGAGCCCCGCUGCGGAGUGUUUGAGGAGCAUUGAUUCGGAUAUCGCGGAGGAUGAUGAUGAUCUGCAGAUCCCACUGGCGAAAAAUGGAAGUAUCUCGCGCGCGGAGUUGUUGGCUAUGCUCCCCCCUGGAAGGUAUUGUGAUACCUUGAAAGAUGUCUACUUUCAGGUUUUCUCCACAGUUUUUCACAUCCUUCACGACUUGACUUUCGAAGCUGAGUACCAGCAAUUUUGUCAUGAUCCCGUCAGUGUGUCGACAUCAUGGCUAGCCUUGUUGUUUGCUAUUCUUGCAAUUGCCGUGAGCGCACUUGAUGAUGAUCAUCCUCUUCUUUCAGAUCUAGGGCGGGAGCGGACGGUCAGUCGUAAUAUCAAGGCUCUUUCCGCGCGAUAUCGCUCCGCCGCGUUGCGGUGUCUUGCCGCUGAUGGGGUGAUGUCCCGACAUUCAAUCAAUUCGCUACAAGCCUUGGUACUCAUCAGCUAUGCCCGCGUCCAUCGUGGUCUACCGAUCUGGACACUGCUAGGAUUCACCCAUCAUGUCGCGAUAUCAAUGGGUUGUCAUCUCGACCCAGAGAGAUUCGCCCUGGGACCGAUUGAACGUGAAGAACGACGACGAGUCUGGGCUGGGUUGAUGAUGCUUUACACCAUCCAAAACACGGCAUUUGGAAGCCUGGAUCAGCAAACCAUGACACAAGACGUGAAAAUGCCCGCAGACAUUGACGACGUCGAUCUCCUCACCAGUCCAACUAUGACCAGAUCUGUACCAUCACCAGAAACCUCCCGCCCAACUCAGAUGACAUAUCUUCUCUUCAACUUCCGCCUCUCCAAGAUUUCGGCUAAAAUCUGCGAAACAAUCUUUAGCUACCCAAGAACAUCUCGCUACAGCAUUUCUACGAUCGAAGCGGAAAUCAUUUCCGUCCGCGAAAUGAUCGAUGCUCGUUAUACACUCGAAACAAAGGAUGCACUACCUGUUCACCACCAAGCAAAUCACCACAUCCUCUACAGCCAGAUCCACCAAUUACUCCUUCUUCUCCUCCGCCCAAGUCUCUGUCGCUACCUACAAGGCGAGAUCACACCCGAAACAUGCGCCUCGAGAGCCAAGUGCAUUGCAUCUGCCAAAGCAUCACUCUCAAUAUUCCAGACUCUGCUCGAGUCACCCCCCUUCAAACCAUAUAAAUGGUAUACCAGCGGACUAGGCAGUUUCCAUGCAUUCCACGCCUCCGUUACGUUGGCAACCAUCCUUCUUGUCCCAGAAAGCCAAUCUGAGUACGAAGAGACCAAAGAGAUCCUCGACCGAGCAUUGGACAUGUUCGCCUCACUUUCCGUGAGGAGCGUCUUCUGUAGCAAAGCCGUCCCGGUGCUUCGGCAAAUGAUCGACGUCGCCUCAACCAAAUACAACCCCCAAAACCUCACACACUCCCAAUCCCACCUCCAAGCACAAGCACAAGCCCAAGCUCAAGCACAGGCCCAGCUCCAGCAAACGCAUACCAAUCUCCAAAACCAACUCCUGAACACAAUCCACACACCCCUCUCCACAAUGUCCACUCUCUCUCCCGUGAUGGGAAUGCAGGAUAAUUUCGUCCUCUCCCACCCACACUCGCAGUCCGGCUCACCGGUCCCAACAAUCGGAUCGACAUCCAGUGAGCCAAUCAUGCACUCCAGCUUUGGCCAGAUGCACCCACAGAACUGGAUCGGGCCUACCUCCGUGCCGUGGGAUACAAUGGGUGCUAUUGGGGGCUACCGGUAUGACGCGGGCUCUUAG
Molecule: messenger RNA, 2214 nt
Organism: Penicillium soppii
Lineage: Eukaryota; Fungi; Ascomycota; Eurotiomycetes; Eurotiales; Aspergillaceae
Product: Zn(II)2Cys6 transcription factor
Exons: 3
Coding region: 1-2214 (737 amino acids)
Biological process (GO): regulation of DNA-templated transcription; DNA-templated transcription
Cellular component (GO): nucleus
Molecular function (GO): zinc ion binding; DNA binding; DNA-binding transcription factor activity, RNA polymerase II-specific
Source: RefSeq, a predicted model, not a curated record